Molecule: messenger RNA, 228 nt
Organism: Enterobius vermicularis (human pinworm)
Lineage: Eukaryota; Metazoa; Nematoda; Chromadorea; Rhabditida; Oxyuridae
Source: the annotation of a GenBank genome assembly
AUGGCUACGGACAAAUUAGAAGCUUUAGCUAAAGAAUGGCGAUCUUUGUGGGAGGAGAUGCAAGAGAUGGAGGUACUGGAACUUGCUGCUCUGCCAGCCGUUGAUGCAAGUCAUAAUAAAUACCUUGUGAAGCUAAAUGAGUUGAACAAAAUACAGGAAGAAAGGCAAAAAGUUGUAAAACAUUUUCAGUAUCGGCUGCGUCAAAUCGAAGAUGAUCUUAAAGGGUAA